Messenger RNA from Colletotrichum paranaense, 1308 nucleotides. RefSeq names its product GRF zinc finger. The record is from RefSeq and is a predicted model, not a curated record. Gene Ontology annotation, biological process: DNA alkylation repair; DNA repair. Lineage: Eukaryota; Fungi; Ascomycota; Sordariomycetes; Glomerellales; Glomerellaceae. The transcript has a single exon. Gene Ontology annotation, cellular component: nucleus. Gene Ontology annotation, molecular function: dioxygenase activity; zinc ion binding. The coding region runs from base 1 to 1308 and encodes 435 amino acids.
AUGGACUCGUUUCUUAUCAGGAAGAAACGGAAACUCACUGAAGAGGUGAAGCCCACGGAGGAUGAUGAACCGACCGAGGUGAAACUGGCUAUCCUUUCAUCUCUUCAUCCAAAUUUGGAGCAAGAUGUACUGUUGGACGUGCUCUUAGCACACAAUGGCUCUGUCACGGAAUCGCUCGAGGCUCUCAAGGCGCAAAUCCCGAUCAAAAAGUCGAAUGGAGUCAACGGUGCCCAGAGUUCCCUCCGGCACUUUGGUGUUAGGUCGGAAGAUAGCAGCAACGGUCCGCAGCCAAAGAAGAAACUCAUGUCCAAGAAGGGGGCCACGCUUCACCUGUACGAUCCUGUCGACAUUGCUGAACACACGCCGUGCACCGUCAUCCACAACUUCCUUCCGCCAGAGGAAGCCAACGACCUCUUGCGAGAGCUCAUGACGGAGGCAAAGUCUUUUGAGAAGAAUGUUACCUUCAAACUAUUCGACAACGUCGUGGCUAGUCCGCACACGUCGAGCUUCUACGUCGAAAGCUACGACGAGAUUCAAACGCAGAAGACGGACUACCUCUACAACGGUGCCAAGCUGAGUGACAUUCGCCGCAUCACACCGCAGCUCAUCAAGGUCAAACCGAAAGUCGCAGAGGCUGUGAAUGAAGAGAUUCAGACGAGAAUUAAGACCCGCUACCCCGAGGGGAAGAAGCUUCGGUACCAGUCGCCUAACCCUUGGGCACCCAACAUGGCCUUUGUGAACUGCUACGAUGGGCCCCAGGAGAACGUUGGGUGGCACAGCGACCAGCUGACCUAUCUCGGACCUCGCGCCGUCAUCGGGUCGGUAUCACUGGGCGUCGCGCGGGAGUUCCGCGUGCGAAGGAUCAUCCCCAAGGACGGCGGCGGCGAGAAUGGAAAUAGCACGACGAUGACGGCCGAGGACGCCGACGCAGAGGGCCAGAUCUCGAUUCACCUCCCGCACAACUCCCUUCUCGUGAUGCACGCCGAGAUGCAAGAGGAGUGGAAGCACAGCAUCGCGCCGGCGCAGGCUAUCGACCCGCAUCCCGUCGCCGGCAACAAGCGCAUUAACAUCACCUACCGCGAUUAUAGAGUCGACAUGCACCCGCGACACACGCCAAAAUGCGACUGCGGGAUCCCAUGUGUGUUAAGGGUCGUGCAGAGGAAGAAGGAGAACCAUGGGAGGUACUUUUGGAUGUGUCACGGGGGCAACGUGCCCGGCAAGGACAGUUGCUCGUUUUUCCAGUGGGCCAAGUUUGACGACGAUGGAGCUCCUAUAUGGACCCAUACGACCCGAAAGCUCAAUUCUUGA